Panicum virgatum (switchgrass) is the source of this 868-nucleotide messenger RNA. RefSeq lists its product as uncharacterized. Lineage: Eukaryota; Viridiplantae; Streptophyta; Magnoliopsida; Poales; Poaceae. The coding region runs from base 62 to 868 and encodes 268 amino acids. The transcript has a single exon. The record is from RefSeq and is a predicted model, not a curated record.
GAUGCAACACGAAAAGUGGCUGCAAAAAAACUAAGUUCUGGGACAGCCACCAAGAGAAGGCAUGCUAUCUAUCAAUUCAAGGCUUCAGCACCUAGCAAUGUCAAUUCAACACCAAAGGCGACAGUCAGUUGUUGCUAUGAUUAGAAAAACACCUGAACAGGUAGUAGAUCAAAGGCGUGCAAAGGGCUUUCAACCCACCAUUGAGUCCGUCACAAAGACCAAGGAGGAGAAGCAAUAUGUGGAUAUGCAAUGGGCACUAUGGUUCAUGGAGUGUGGUGUCGCCUUUAAUGCAGCAAAUUCAAGGCAAUUUGAACUUGCUUGUGAGGCAACAGCCCAAUAUGGUUCAGGGUACAAGCCUCCAACUAACCAGCAGCUUGGUGAACCUUUGCUUCAAGAAUGUGUUAAGGUGACAAGUGCCAUGAGGAAGGACCAUGAGCAGGCCUGGAAGCAAUAUGGUUGUACACUAAUGUCAGAUGGAUGGACUGACAUGAGAGGGCGCCACUUGAUUAAUUUCCUUGUGAACAGCCCUGAGGGAACGUACUUUUUGGAGUCAGUUGAUGCAUCAAGUGAAGUUCAUAGUGCAACAAUGUUAGCUGAGUUGUUACAGGAGAAGAUUGAGGGCAAUGUUGUUCAAGUUGUCACUGACAAUGGCACUAACUACAAGGCUGCUUGUAAGAUUUUGAUGGAUAGGAUUCCCACACUGUUUUGGAGUCCAUGUGUUGCGCAUUGCUUGGAUCUGCUGUUGGAAGAAAUUGAGAACUUGAAGGCAUUUAAGAAACCUAUUGCACGUGCUAGACGUGUCACCACAUUCAUAUAUAGGCAUGGGAGGCUUCUUAGGGGCUGUUUGUUUCCCCUCACUUUUUCUUAG